UUGAAUGUAGCUAAAAUCAUUUAUGAAAAUCUAUAACAAAACAAAAAGUGAUCUAAUGUUAAAAACAAAAUGAAGUUUUAUGAAGAAAACGCAUUAAAACUGUGUGUUUAUCUGUGAAGCAAAAGUGUGCGGGUUUGUAAGUGAGGUUAAGUGCGCAGAACCUUCUUGUAGAGUCGAAAAAAAACACCAUUUUGCACCGUGUUGCACUGAUAAGGAUUCGCUCGGUUCAGUUGUGUGCCUCGUGCAACUAAACGCGUGUAUUGAAAGUGUGCGUGUGUGUACUGUUGAUUGCUUCUCUGUGUCUGAUCAUGCAGGUUUAUCAAACUCGAUCAUCGAUCGAUCAAUCAGCAGCAGACGUAAACGAAAGUGAAAUGCGAUAUUUUUUUAAUGUCUUGUAAUCUUGAAAGAAGCAUCUGCAGCAGCUAGAACAGUGAAAAGUGCCCAUUUAAAAGUGGAAUUUAAAAAAAAUCACAAAAGCAGUUAAUGAUCGCAUUUAAAAGCAAUUAAAUAGUGCUUGUAUGUGUGUGUGUGAGUUUUAGUGUAAAAAAAAAGCCGGUAUACAGCGAUGUCGACCAAAAUCAGCAACGGAAACAGUGGUGGGGCCAAUCCCGCAUCCAACACAACUUCAAUUACCGCCAACAAUAAUAACAACAACGAUUCGCCGGACGUUCAAGUGACCGUUAAGGAUCUUCCGAUCUCGUUUAAGGUCAAAUAUCUUGGAAGCCAACCAGCCACAGGACUUUGGGGAAUCAAACACACGAGGCUACCGGUGGAUCAUUUAGUCAGCCUUGCCAAAAAUUUACCACCAAACCGAAUUCUUCCCUUCUGCAAUCUUACCGUAUCGCUCGACGGUGUGAAGAUAGAGUCGAUCACCUCCAAGCUGACGUCAGUGUCAAACUUUACGAUCGAUACGAUUUCGUACGGUGUGCAGGAUCUGGUGUAUACUCGGGUCUUUGCAAUGAUCGUCGUCAAGGAGAAUUACAACCUUAAGGAAAAGAACCCGUUCGAUGUACAUGCGUUCGUGUGCGAUAGCAGAGCGAUGGCCCGAAAGCUUACCUUCGCCCUGGCCGCCUCUUUCCAGGACUACUCGAAACGAGUAAAGGAUGCGGAAGACAAGAACGGUGGCAGUGGUGGCGAUUCGGAGAAAUCACUGCGAAAGAAGUUUGCCAUUGAUCUACGAACGCCCGAAGAAAUGCAACAGGACAUCACAGAACAGGAGACGGAAGCGUGAUUGGGCUGAAAAGGAAACGCUACACAACAACACAAAACCAACAGAACAUUCACACGGGACCAACCUGAGUGUAAAUCCUAGUCCUUAUGCUAACGAGCCAGCUGGAGGACACGAUUGGUUUAGUUUAACCUCCAGCUUCCAGUUCCGCACCGUGCACCAGACCGGUGACCGAAUGGAGUCGCGUAUUACUUACUUGCGUAUUGUACCAAAUGAUACCUUUUUUUGUUGUUGCUUUUCGACCGUUCCGUUUAUCGUAACCACGGUACACGGUUUUAUACUAGUUGUACAAUUUUAAAACGAAUGAUCACGAACGAAUGCUUCCUAAUGUGGUUUCUCGAGUUGUGUCGAGGAUAUGUGUCGAGGAGAUGUACGAAAUAGUGUUGGAAUGAAAUGUUGAAUAGGUAAAUAAGUUUAAGGAAGCCUAGAGGCUUAUGCUUUGCUAGGCUUCACUACUGCGAACUACAGUAGUGCGAUUGAUUUUAUUUCAAUAAACUUUUGUGAGUGCAAA
Messenger RNA from Anopheles funestus (African malaria mosquito), 1739 nucleotides. RefSeq lists its product as uncharacterized. The record is from RefSeq and is a predicted model, not a curated record. Lineage: Eukaryota; Metazoa; Arthropoda; Insecta; Diptera; Culicidae. Bases 566 to 1231 code for a protein of 221 amino acids. The transcript has 5 exons.